AUGACAUACUCAGCCCUUCUAAAUGACAUCCUCACCCCAGCCCUUCUAUCUGCCUCCAAGGAGAACCAAGCGCCAAAUCCACCUUCACAGAAGGGGCCUCACUCUUGGACCCUGGAGCAGAAGACAAAACUCCUGGAGUUGAUAGUCGACUACACUCAACGGGGUCAUGCGACGGACAAUUCCAACUUGAAAAGGGAUGCAUGGGCCGCUGUCACCAAGGACUUGAAUGCCACCUUUGACAUCAGCCUUGACCUCCAGCAGCUCCAAAAUCAGAAGGCCGAAAUCCGAAAGGUCUACCAGGACUUCAAAUUCCUGCGUGAGCAGUCAGGUUUUGGCUGGAACAAAGACCUGGCGACCCCAACGGCCGACCCCAAAACUUGGGAUGAGCUGUGCUCAGCCCACCCAAAACAACACUUCAACAAGCUCAAGGGGAAAUCUUUCUCCUUGAGGCUUGUACAACCUAGCUGA
Molecule: messenger RNA, 468 nt
Organism: Puccinia graminis f. sp. tritici CRL 75-36-700-3
Lineage: Eukaryota; Fungi; Basidiomycota; Pucciniomycetes; Pucciniales; Pucciniaceae
Exons: 1
Coding region: 1-468 (155 amino acids)
Source: RefSeq, a predicted model, not a curated record